Molecule: messenger RNA, 847 nt
Organism: Parasteatoda tepidariorum (common house spider)
Lineage: Eukaryota; Metazoa; Arthropoda; Arachnida; Araneae; Theridiidae
Source: RefSeq, a predicted model, not a curated record
UAUAAGGGUUCAGAUGUUUAGUAUUAAGAAGCCCUACUGAUUAAGUUCAUUUUCACCCGCAAUUAUUUAAUGAAUUAACCUCGCUGAUUUAUAUUUGCAUGCAUUGGUAGCUAUGAAGAAUUAAUGAAUGAUUUUGCAAAGAAAUAUAACGAUAAUUUAUUUCAAUUUAAAGUUACGUGACAACAAUCAGAAAAUUAAUUAGGAAGCGUCUGCUUUGAUUUAUAUCAACAUAGUUUAUCAUAUUUGACAUUCUUAUCAGUUAUGGAGUUUCGUUUGUUUAUCAGAAUAUCGCGUUUUAAUAAAAGACGGGGAAGAUUGAAAUUCUUGGUUAUAAAUAUGUGCUGUUAAUGUUUCUAGUUUUAAAUGGUGGAUUUCACGUAUCAAAGGAUAAAUUCUAAUAUGUUGUCUUUAUAGGUUUAUUGGUGAAGAACUCUUUAAAUUUGGAAUGUUAACGGAACCAACCAUGCAUGAAUGUAUAAUGAGGUUGCUCUCGCAGGGAGACGAAGAAUCACUUGAGUGUUUGAGUAACUUACUAAAAACGAUGGAAAGUUAUUUUACGCAAAUGCAAAAAAUAUUAGACAAACAUUUGAACAAUUCUAAGGAGGUUGUCGCAGUGUCAGUUUCAACUGCUCCAGAAGUCCCUCAAAGCCAAACAUAUGAGCAACUACCCGCUUCUAUACCCGCUGCAAUUGUAGAUAGUGAAUUACUUACUACUAUUCCCCAGCCUGGAGAAAUACUUUCUGACAAUUCACCUCAGAGAAAGAGAGGCGGCAUGAAAAAGAAGACUGAAUAUAACAAGCAAGACAAAUAUGGUGGAGAAAUGGAUGCUUUCCUUGAUAAAGGAGAA